UCCAGGUCACAGGUGCCGUGUUCGUAGCGGAAGAGAAGAUGGCUGCUGCGAGGAACGGAAAGAGCGGACUCCUGGAAAAAUGGAGAAUCGAUGAGAAGCCGGUGAAAAUCGAUAAAUGGGAUGGAGCCGCUGUGAAGAACUCUCUGGAUGACGCCGCCAAGAAGGUGCUGCUGGAGAAAUACGGUUAUGUGGAGAACUUUGGGCUGGUGGAUGGUCGUCUGUUGAUCUGUACCGUUUCCUGUCUGUUCGCCAUGCUGGCUCUGGUCUGGGACUACCUGCACCCCUUCCCUGAGUCCAGACCAGUCCUCGCCUGCUGCGUCAUCUCGUACUUCAUCAUGAUGGGCAUCCUGACGCUGUACACCUCCUACAGAGAGAAGAACAUCUUCCUGGUGUCUCUGCAGAAGGAUCCAGCUGGGAUGGAUCCAGACCACAUGUGGCAGCUGUCCUCCUCCCUCAAACGGUUCGAUGACCAGUACACUCUCAGAGUCUCCUUCUCCGAUGGAAAGUCGAAGACCUCGCGGGAAGCUGAGUUUACCAAAUCUGUGUCGGCGUUCUUCGACGAGAACGGGACGCUGGCCAUGGACCAGUUUGAGAAGUGUGUUUCUAAACUUCACGACACGCUGGCGUCGGAGAAGAAGACCAAAUAAAACCAGAACAUCUGUAAAGUCACGAGGUGGCGUUUGAUUCAGGAGGAACGUCUUUGGUUUCAUUUCAGCCUGCGGAGAGAAACUCCAUCACCUCUGAGUUUUGAAGACGACCUCAUCGUUACCUGUCAGUGCAGCUCCUGGUGAUGCGUUCAGGGUCGUUCAGAGAGCCGACUGCUGAACAGUCUGUUCCUUUGAUUUAAAUUAAACUUUACUCCUCAAAUUGUUUCUCGUCUGAGUUUUCAGCUGCGUCCUGUGGUCUUCAUCAGAGGGUUUCUCGGUUGUCAUGGUGACAUGUUGACAGUUCAGUUGUUCACCCUAACACCUGAUGACCGUGACCACCGAGCGUCCGCAGAGGAAGACCACACGUCUCAGCGUUUCCUCUGUCGUCUUCAUCAGGAGCUGCUGAUGGAUUUUCUCUCACGCUGUUGGCCAUUUUUAUGGAGAUGACCUGAAACCAAACGAAGUCCUCGACAGGAAGUAAAGCGCUUCCUGUCACGUUGUCAGCAUUCGCUCGCCUCGAAGCUUUUAGCCACAGUAACGAAGAGUUUCCUCACAGAAUGAUUAGUGACGAUAACAUCGACUCUUCUGUUGUGAAACAAGUGAAUUAAAAAACCUUUUUAUAGUUUCGCCUGACGGACACACCGUCACCGUCGUCUGUUGCUUUGAUUUUAUUUUCAUCUGUUUAUCGUUGUUCUUUUAUUUUUGCAGCUGCAGCCAUUUUCUUUUUUAUUUCUAAUGUUUUCUGUUUUGAUGCUUUUCUUUGUCACAUGAAAAUAAAGUGAACAGCUUUGGAUUUUUGGACUGUUGUUCAGAUGAACCGUCUGAAGACGUCACAGCAAAAGAAAAUAAUGAAAAUAAUGUUUAGUUGCAUUAUUUUCAUUAUCGAUCAGUCUGCUCUUUAUUUUCUCCGUCAAUGUUUGGUCUAUAAAAUGUCAAAUGACUUCUCAGAUUCUGGCUGCGUUUCUUUUAUUUUGAUGACAUUUUGGCCCAAACGUCAUCAAAGUAAAAGAAACACAGCCGGAGUGUGCGACACUUGUUUUCUACAUCAGGUGUGCUGCCUGUGAUCAGCACCUCCUUAUAAUUAUUGAUGUGUGUUACUUUUAUAUUUAAAAAAUGAGUUAUCUGAACGACGACUCGAAAUAAUGACGUUGUAUCCUGAAAAACAAACCAAACCAUCAGAUCUCAAAAUAAGACCGAACCUGUCUUGGAAAAAAAAGACCUAGCAUCUCAAAAAUAAUGACGUAGCAUCUCUAAACGUUUGUCUUUAAAUGUUUCAUCAGCCUAAAUCUUAAAGACGUUCAGUGUAACAUGAUGUAAAACAACUUAAACAUUCAGUUAUCUAAAUAAUUUUCCGUCUUCUCUGAUCGUUGCAGCUCUGGAGUCGUAUUUAUCAAGCGUCUUAGAGCGCCAUUUUAGUCUUAAGUGCUGAGAAUUUGUGAAAUUCAGUCCUGCUCUCAAACUUAAUAAUAAAAGCUAUUUAUCAACCUUCUCACGUCUAAGAAUCACUCCUGCUCCCCCAGAUAUUUGAGACCUCCGGAGGUGUCCUCAGUGGUCAGGAGCUGCCAGUAGAGGAUGGCACUGACGAGAGAGACGUGCGCGAAGGAUGUCCUGGCUUUGUUUGAUGACGAGCAGCUGAUCAAACGGUAUCGUUUGGACAAAGCGGGUAUUAUUAUUGUCACAGAUUUCAUAAGGGACGUCAUCUCAUCAGUAACGUGACGCAGCAGAGCUUUCACGGCAGAAUUAAAGGUCAUCACAAUGCUUCGAUAUCUCGCCACUGGAAAAAUGCAACAGUGUAACGCUGAUUAUUUGGAUCCAUCACAACCGUCAAUUAGCAGAAUUGUUAUGGAAACAUAUUAGGAUCAUCGCUCCAAGCGUGGACGAGAGCGUUUAUGUAAACAGGAAGAGGUACCACAGUAUCAACACGCAAGUAGUGUUUGAUGCAGACUACAACAUCUUGGAUGUGGUACCCAAGUGACCUGGGUCCACCCAUGACGCAAGGAUCCUAAAUGAAAGUGGCCUGAAGCAGCUGUUUGAGAGGCACAUUGUGCCGCCUGAUUGGUGGAUAAGGGAUAUCCCUAACGCCGCUGGCUUCUUACCUCUUAUCAGAUGGUCAGUUAACAGGUUAGUCCAACGAAAUGCCUAAUUGUUUUAAAUUUAAAAUGUUUAAUUAAGCUUAUAGAAUAUGGUUUAAUAAUAUUCUCGUCACAGGACACACACAAGCACAAGAAGUGUGGUGGAGAGAGGAACUGACCAGUGGAAGCGUUCUGCGUUCAGAAAUACGGCACUGGAGCGUGUCGCAUCAUUAUGGCAUGUGCAAUACUGCACAACAUUUGCAAGGCGCGCAAUGUCCCAGUCCCACCAGCAGAUGACGAUGAUGAUGACGAUGAGGGAGGAGAUGGAGAUGCGAGCGUCCCUAGCAACAUCCAUCCAUCUGAUAGUGUCUCUUCUUCUCUCCAGUCUGGUUUUAUUUUUGAUUCCAUGUUGGUUUCAGCUUGGUGGACUGUGGCUGCAGUAAAUAGAGCCACUCAGUUAACCGCACACCAGGUAGUUGCCUAAUUAAUGAACUGGAAAGACAAGGAAACAUUUAUUUUUGAUUCAUUGCCAGUGUACGUUAUAUGUUUUGUAUUAUUUGUAGAUUAUUGUCGAAAUAUAACCUACACUCCCGUUGUCCAUUUAACUAUUCACUGAGAUAUUUCUAUAUUCUUAGAUAAGGGAUUCCCUUCACUGAUUGGUCAUUUCUAUGGACUUGGAAGUGACGUCACCUAAAAUUCCGUUUAUGGCACAUAGUACCAUAGACAUAUAUACAUGUCUAUAUGUAUAUAUGUAUAUAUGUAUAUAUGUCCAGUGCCGUAGAAUAUAACAGAGUCGCAACAACGGAAGUCCAAAAUGCUUGUGCGUCACGUGACUCAUGUAGACCUCGGAUAGUUCCCGGAAGUUACUGGCGGGCCGUUUAAAUACAUAAUACUGAGAGACAAAAUUCCGGUUUUUGGUAAGUAGCUGUCAAUAACUACAUUGAUUUAUAAUAUACGUGUAUCACGCCAUAAACAGUUACAUCUUUAUGUUGUUUUUUAAAGUAAAAUGUGCUAAUAUUUGAGGAUUAGUGUUAGUUUACUACAGUUAGGUAAGACUCAAUUAAUCCCAACCUUGGAAAUUCACAUUACAGCAGCUCAGAGCAGAGGCAAUAGAAAAAGGAUAAAAUAUUUUUUAAAUACAAAUUAGACAUAAUGAAAAUAAUAGAAAAUCCAUAUACACCUUUCACUGAAACAGAUACUGUAUGCUCAUGAUUAAUAGCUGCACAGGAUGAGUGUAAUACAUGAUGUGUAGUAUUCUUACUGUAAAAA
This is a messenger RNA of Epinephelus lanceolatus (giant grouper), 3988 nucleotides long. NCBI's taxonomy places the organism in Eukaryota, Metazoa, Chordata, Actinopteri, Perciformes, Serranidae. The record is from RefSeq and is a predicted model, not a curated record.